ACUGGCGACGGUUUGAAACUUCAGUUUGUUUUCAUUGUUUUGAAAUUUGUAAACUGCGAAAUUGAAAUAAGUUUUACUGUUAUUUAUGCCACUGGCGAUAAAAAAUGGAAAAUUCGAUUAACGAAAACGAAAUACAACAAUCUAUACGGUCGCCCCCGCGACGUAGACGAUCAACGUUUUUUGAGAGAAGAGAUUCUUUGGGACCACAAUUUUUGUCAGGAAGGUUGGAGCAAAGUGUAGCUAAGAAAGAUACAGAUAUAAAUGAGAAACAUAAUCAAGAACUUCAAAGUUAUUACGAAAAACUUUUGUCUGAAAAAGAGCAGUGGAAAAAAGAAGUUAACAAUAGGAAAAAUAAAUAUCAUGACCUAAGAUUGCAGUAUCAAUUAGCAGUAAAAUCAUCAAGUAAAGCCAAGAUAUGUUAUUCUGCAUUAACAAAUGAAGACAUAGAAUUUUUGAAAGGCAAAGUUAACAUAACAAAACUGAUUGACAGCCAAAGAAAACUACACAAAUCAGUUAGAGAAUCCCAUGCUUUAUUUAAAAGGGCAGCAGAACUGGAUAAUGUUAUAUUAAGUCAUUGUGAAGACAAAAUUAAGCAAAUUAAUGAAUAUAUUCUUGAUAACAGUUCUAUAGAACCAAAAACAUAACAGUAAUUAGACAUUUAUUAACAGUCAUCAUUAAAUCAAAUCUAUUAAAAUAAAUAGCAAGAAAUAGAUGUCAUUUAAACAGAGUGAGUUAUGAAAUGGGAUGCCAUUUAUUAUGUAUAUAUUAAAGUGUACAUAAUUAAAAAAUAGUUAAUUUUUAUAACUUAUAAUUUAAAUUCUG
Papilio xuthus (Asian swallowtail) is the source of this 822-nucleotide messenger RNA. RefSeq lists its product as uncharacterized. NCBI's taxonomy places the organism in Eukaryota, Metazoa, Arthropoda, Insecta, Lepidoptera, Papilionidae. Bases 105 to 644 code for a protein of 179 amino acids. The transcript has 4 exons. The record is from RefSeq and is a predicted model, not a curated record.